Molecule: messenger RNA, 2820 nt
Organism: Cyclocybe aegerita
Lineage: Eukaryota; Fungi; Basidiomycota; Agaricomycetes; Agaricales; Hemipholiotaceae
Source: the annotation of a GenBank genome assembly
AUGCCAGCACCCUCUUCCAAGACCUCAUCUGGGACCAAGCUUUUCCAGCAGGACAUCGUUCAAAAAAUCUCGGCACCAGAGUAUACAGGAAUUGUACUGAGAUGUUGGCACGACGCUGAGGAGGACCAGCCGCCAAUACCUCACGCGGAUCCGCUCAUGCGGCCUCUCACAUAUGGGGAGGUCGGCGUAUCUUUCGUCUCACAUGGCGCCACGCGCGAAAUCCUCCCCGAGUCGAGCCUCCGUCUCGUCGAUCGCACCCUUCAACCGGGCGACUACUGCAAGCGCUCUUUCGACGACGUUCGCUCGGGAGUCGUGAAAAAGAUCACGACCAAGGCUCGUGUGGCCCAUGCUAUCAGCGACGUGAAAGUGGACAGGUGGCUCUCUCUCGAGGAUGUAGAGGAUAGGCUGGAGGCGGAGCUUGGUGAUUAUAUCUUGAACGAUGAUUGGAUAGGUCAGGUCGUGGAGGUCUUCGAUGAAUACAUUGUACAAGUUGGGUCAGGACGGCUCGUCAGACUUCCAGAACUCGGCUCCCGGUUGAGUGUUGGAGAAUCUGGUCCAAAUAUCCUCCCUCCAAUUGUCCUCGGCGCGGAUGAUCUUGAUAGCACUGGAAGUGCUAAAGAUACAGUCAUCGCCGUGAAGCACAAUACGUAUGCCAUCACUUGGUUGGCUCUUAACCAGUCGUUACCGCCAGCUGAGUCAGAGAAAAGACCGCGACCGAAGAGAUUCUGGCAUGGCGAAGAUUUGAGCCAGUUAACUCUGGUUCGUAUGCCCUCAGACUUGGAAAUGCGGGCCGGAGACCGUGUUCGUCUGAAGAACACGACAAACAUGCCGGUAACGUUCCAUGGCAAUGCAAGCGACCCCACUGGUGUCGUGCAAGUCCAGCAGUUUGUGGUCAAAGAGACGAUGUCAACUGUGGAAAUACUAUGGCAGGAUGGCACACGAGAAACUCUCAAAUCGACCAAGGUCAUCCCAUAUCUAAAUCCAGAUGAAUAUGACUGCUGGCCUGGUGAUCACGUCGUCUGGAAGAAUGAAGGCGAAACGAGGCCGGCCAUCGUACAGUCUGUGAAUGCGGUCGAUAGAACGGCCAUGAUUCUAUUUCCAGACACUGGAAAAAUCGAACUGGCGUCUUUAUUAGAGCUCGACCCUCAUGGAAACUCGGACGUGAAUGCAGCAACAGGCCACGAAGAAUUCGGCGUGCGCCACGGCGACUUCGUUUUCAUUCAUGCAACUGGGACUACCAACGGGAUGGAGCCUCCAAAAGUGCCGCGAAUUGGUGAAAUCGAACCUUGGGUUCGCGAGUCACCCUUCGUCGACGGUGAAUUUGCUGGUUGGCGGAAAGCACUCCACGAUAUAGGGGUCGAAGUUGCUGCUCAACGGGGUAUUAGCUACGUGAAUGAGAAGCCCAUUCAGCAACCGGAAAAAGGGAAUAGUCAGCUUCAUUGGUGUGGAGAAGUUACGGCUUUGCACUUGGAUGGAACCGUCGAAGUCACUCAUCCUGAUUUUUCUGUCGCCUCAUAUCCGUUGACACGAUUGACUCGCCUGUAUGAUGGACUCGAGCAACUGCAGGACGAAGGAUGGGAUGACGAUGGCGAGGAAGGUGACAUCGAUGAUGGAGCUGAAACAUGGGCGAUGGACGAGGAUGGCAAAUGGCAGCCUGAGUAUGGAGACGACGAAUGGGAGGAUGUUUCGUCGACGGGUGCUGUUGCCGAUCUUGUGGACAUUUUGGAUGAGGACUCGAUGGACGAGGAUGAGCUCAUGGAAGACUUGCCUUCCCACCCAGACCUAGAAGACGAAUUGCAAAUGGCUCCUGGCACCGAGAAUCCUUGGAAUCUUGGCCCAGAUCUGAAGCAAGGACAACCGACUACUCCACCUUCAAGUACGCUCCCACCGGACGAAGAUAUAAGUACUGCAACGCCAACUCAGCAAUCACGUAAUGACGAAGCAGUGAAAGACGAAGACGAGCCGAUGAAAGGCGAAUCUUCGUCUAAUGCACACGCCGGCCUCGACUGGAAUCGAUUUGAGAUUCUGCCUUCUGCACCAGUUGACCAUGCAUUCUACUCUUCUCCUCAUGCACAACCACCGAAGUCAUUCCUGGCACGUCUGCGGAGGGAGUACCGUGCGCUCGAAAGCAGCCUUCCUGAAUCCAUUGUUGUCAGAGCCUUUGAAGAUCGCACGGACCUGCUAAGAUCUCUCAUCAUUGGGCCUGCCAAUACGCCAUACGAAGACGCCCCGUUCGUGAUAGAUUGGAUGUUAGACUCAAACUUCCCCAAUAGCCCUCCUAUCGCCCACUUCCUCAGCUGGACUAACGGCAAUGGACGCGUCAACCCCAACCUCUAUGAAGAGGGCAAAGUCUGCCUAUCGAUCCUCGGUACUUGGACAGGAGACAAGACCGAAGUGUGGAGUCCGGCACGUUCCUCUAUCCUGCAAGCCCUCGUUUCAAUCCAGGGCCUCGUCCUAGUGAAAGAACCGUGGUUCUGCGAGCCCGCAUAUGACAAGCUACGAGGAACCGAAGAGGGUACUGUCAACAGUCGACUAUACAGUGAAAAGGCCUACGUCCUAUCUCGCGGCUUCGUCCGCAGAGCGCUCGAAAUUCCUCUCGGCGGUCUUGAGUCAGAAAUAUCCAAGUUAUACCACGAGAAAGGUUACUUGCGAAAGGUCAUCGAUGAUGCCCAAAAUUUGAUACAGAAAAGCCGGGACAAUGCUCCUCUAGCAAAAGAGGACCAAGACCUUGCUGUACCCAGACUAACAACAGGAGGAAUUAUCACACUCGAACGGACGUUGAUCAAACUACAAGGACUACUAGACAAGUCUGGCCAAUAG